This is a messenger RNA of Solea senegalensis (Senegalese sole), 5289 nucleotides long. RefSeq names its product brain expressed, associated with NEDD4, 1 (gene bean1). The transcript is spliced from 5 exons. Bases 1047 to 1847 code for a protein of 266 amino acids. The record is from RefSeq and is a predicted model, not a curated record. Lineage: Eukaryota; Metazoa; Chordata; Actinopteri; Pleuronectiformes; Soleidae.
AAGAAAUAAACCCUUACCAAAAUAAAACAGGAAGUGACACUGAACUAGAACUAACACAACUGCAUGACAUUGAGUUAACCUGAAGGCAGCUGAACUCUCUCUGUUAAUGUGUUACAGUAGAAAUAGGCUAUAAUGACACAUACCUCUUUGUUUGCUUUGUUUAUUUUUUUUCUCAGAGUGUGCAGGUUUGUAAUCUGUUGAUGGGAACAUGAUGAUGCGGUUUCUGCACAUUAAACUGAUCAGUGAGGCAUUUCGUGGCUGGCUGUCCCACAACCACCACCACCAUCACCAUCACCACCAUCACCAGCAGCAGCAGCAGCAGCAGCAGCAGCGUGGUUAAACGCUGGACCUGGAUGGAUGAUGCGUCUCAUCAUCCCGGGCAUGACACACUUACUGAGCUGCAGAGCUGAUAGGGACACGGAGCGAACCCACGGGACAGAGACUCGGUGCGGAAACCGGAGACGAGGAUAGAGUCACAUAAGAGGAUAAGGAUGAGUAUGCGGAUGAAGAAAAACAGGUGCUGAUGAACGGACGAAGGAUAGUAAAAUUGAAGAAUUAAAUAGGCCAUAAAGCUGCGAGGGGUGGAUGGAGGGAGGGAUGAUGAUGAUGAUGAUGAGGAUGAGGAUGGUAGUGAGGAGGCUGCUGUGAGGACGGGACCGCGCGGACAGUCAAGCUCGCGUGAUCAGUGCGCUACUGUGUUGAUGAUCAUCGUGCGGGUAAAUCUGCAGGUAUCACGGAGAGCUGAGGGAAACGCUAUUCUGAGGAGGUGGGCCAAGUCCCGAGAGAGAGAGAGAGAGAGAGAGAGAGAGAGAGAGAGAAGAGAGAGAGAGAGAGAGAGAGAGAGAGAGAGAGAGAGAAGGGGGAGGACCUCAGGACUCAGUGACAGUCCGGGAUGUUGUUGCUGAUGUUGUCAGUGAUGUGAAGCGAAAUUUGGGAGCUGAUGAAAGGAGUCGUGCCAGCGCGUGGACGCGUAUUUAUACAUUUUUGCAGUUGCACACACAGGAGCUCUGUGUGGUGGAGAGCGGUAGAAGUUGGCUUCCUGCCUGAUGAGAUGUGCGAGGAGACACUGUGAGCUGGGGUUCAUGCUGAUGAAAUUGAUCUGCUCAGUGAGCUCCAACCAGAGCCAUGGGGAGUACCCAGACUGCCGCAGUGAGAGGGAGUCGGGAGGGGAGGCGUCUCUCCUGGUGUCUCCUCUGGUGGUGGCGGGAAUCGUUAUAGGUCUGGUCCUCUUCCUCUCCUGCAUCACCAUCAUCAUCGGCAGCCUGCGCAAAGACAGUCGACUCCGCAACCCACACCUCCGAGCUAGCUACGGACCAGAUGGUUUUUCCUAUGGCGGUUCAGUGGGAGAACUGAGGUCGACCUGCUUAGAAGACUUUCCACCUGGUUUAGACUUUGACUCGUACAGAGAGACUCUGUCGCAGGUCAACAACAUGUACCCAGACUCACCUCCACGUUACGAGGAGUGCGUUGGCCCUGGUUUGACUCAGAUCUACAUACCGACAGAUGACCCACCUCCUUACUCCCUAUUUGACCCCUGCCAGAGGGGGCCAGAGCAGCAGGAGCAGCCUCACCACACCACAGAAGAUCCUCCUUCCCCCUACUGUGGAGAGACCUCAGCCAGUGCUGGCUGGUUCUCCUCCUCCCACUACCCGCUGGGACUGCAGGAGCAGGAGAAUCAACACAUCACAUCCAUCUCCUUCUCCCUGGAGACUGCGCCACCCUAUGAGUCAAUGUUGGCAGAGCAGGUGCAUCCCCUCCCUCUCAUGCCAUGUGACCUUUAUAAACACCAGUCAGAGAGGGGGGAAGCAGGAGACUCCCAGCAACCAGGAGCGAGCCAGAUCUCGUAGGACGGAUCUGUUUUUCUUUCUUUUUUUUUCACCUGUACUGUUGGAAGUAAACAACACUUGCGACGUGGGGCACAAAGUGGCUGUUAGAAGCAGCUGUGACACCACACAAUGGACACUAAUGUGAUGCUCACAGUUUCUAACACCUAACAAGGCUGGUCAUGUACAUCUCUGUGGACGUGACGUGCAGCCAGCGCAGAGAGCCUGAAAUGAAGACUUCAACUUAUGACAAGUUUUCCUCAUCCUUUCCUCAUCUUUUGGACAAUGACUUCAUCUUGUAAUAACACCAUUGUUUGUUUAAUUAGUUUUCCCUCCCCAUGUUUUCAGCUGGUCAUUCGUUUGUUAGUUUUUUUUUAGGACAGAGAGUCGUGUGUCAUGUUUGGCUGAAUUCAAACUAACAUGUAUCAUAGUGUAGGUGUGACAGAGAAAUAUUGAGUUAGAGUGUAGUUUAAAGUAAACACAAGCACACAGACUCCACCCCUCCCAUUCAUUUUGGUAUGACCCACUGCCGUCGGUAUAUUUUUUACGAUGUUUUAGAGGACAGUAUACGCAGUAUGGUGUUGUAUAGAGUACAACCUCCUUAACUACCAGCAUACCCCUGCUGAUUACCAGUCUUUGUAGUGAGUAAACAUUUAGAGACAGACGUGUCCUAGUUAGGAGAAUAACUUUGUGAUGAAAUGAUUGUGACCAAAAUAAUACAGUCGUGUUUCCUCUGUAGUGCUGUUGUCCAAAUCUCUGUCAAGGGCUCUGCUUUUAAUAUCAGUGCUGUAACGAGACCCAGCAGCAAAAUGUAGCUCGGAGCCCUCCUCUCCUCCACCUCUUGACAAGGUUGAGUUGAUGCACCAGAAAAGUUACACACAAAACUGGUGACACUGAAGAUUCUGUUUUGUGUGUCAGUUUCACUCUUGUGGGAGAAUAACCCAGACAUUUAGCAGUAGCUGUGCAAACGUCUUCAUUUACCUGCAAAAGCAACAGCAGGUUUGUGUUGAUUGCGUGUUUUCAUCAGAUGCAGAGAAAUGUGAACAGCACAUGGAAAAAUGUCUUAAGUGAUUGAUUGUUUUGGCAAAAUGAACCAAAAGUUGUCCAACUAACACCCACAAACAGAGACCUUUUUCUUGACCAAUGAUUUGUAAAAACUGCAGUUGAUUUAUUUUUGAUUGACUUUAAUUAAUUGGCAAAGAAGUUCAAGUGUAAACAAAACAUAUUGUGGCCAAAAAGUUGUUUAAGUGUAUAUUCAAAUGCAACUACUCUGCAUUUUAAUGGGUAAAUAAAUAAAAACAGAUUAAGAAAAUGUGCAAAACAGUGAUGUGUAAACUUAGGUGUUGGAACAAAUUGAGAGUGUUUGUCCUGGACUCUUGCCUCAUUGCUUCUUGUCCUGAACUGUAACCACUUACUUUUCUUGACUUUUCCCAAGACCUUUUACAUAAACUCAACUUAAGCGUGACUACACAGACUUGAUGUUAUGUCUGAAACAGUGGAGAAGGAUAUAAUCCGGGCAGCAUGUGUGCAAUUGAAUAUAAUCAACAGUUCAGUGCAGCAGGUGCCAACGUGUUCACCAGAGUCUGUGCUGCAUCACCUCAAACCUUUGUAUUUCACACUGUUUAACAACAGGCAGCACAAACACUGAAAAUCGUGUGUUAUCCUGGAGACACUUCAACCUGUAGACAAGACAUCACCAGUUACCACUAGUUAUUAAGGCAGGAAGUCACAUGAGGUAACCUUUAAUAACCCUAACCAUCAUUUUAGAAUAACUUGUCCAUGUUGGUUUGUGACUUUUGGUCCUUUAUUUAGAAACUGGUCUUCUUGUGACAUUGUUUUUAAUGUUAAGAAACAAUUUAGUGCCUAAUAGCCCUCAGACUGUUAGCUUGAAUUGUAGCCAUAAUGUGUCAAUGCAAUUAGCACAGUGCUUUGUGCUGUAUAUGUAAGACGAUCUUCCCACUAUUUGAAUACUGAAGAAGACAAGGUUUUGAUGACAGAGUUUAUCAAUGAGAAUAAAAAAAAAAAAACACAUCUUGACCAUGCCACACAAUCAUUGCAGCAAUCAGCUUACUUUUGUCAUCGAGCUCAGUUUGGCAGCUACAGUUGAGUUUCCCAUACAAUCCACAACCUUUAGUUGUUGUUCCAGUUUUGAUAACCAUUCAAGAGUCAGCUUCACUAUAAGUGUAAUCAACCAUCGUGGUGGGAUCAUUCUUUUUCCUCCUCAUAUCUUUCAUUGUUCCUCUUUCCUUUUUUUCCCCUCGCAGGAUUCAAGGAAUCUUCAAAUUUGGUAGAGUCAUGUCGUUAUCACUCGUCACUUCUGUCGCCGUGGAUGAGCUUUAAACAGAUACGGAUGAUAGAUUUUGUCUAUAACAUACGUAAAUCAAUCAUCGGUAGAUGUGUGUAAUGUUUAAUUGGCCUGAUCAAACUAAUGUCAUGUGUAAAUGUAAUAAUUAUGCUGAUGCACUCAUUUAAUAUAACAUUACUGACGAAAAUCAUUGGAGAAAAAAAAAACAUAGAAAAAAGAGUGCAGUCACCAGCAUUAGCUUCCUGCAUCAGCUGAUUUCUUAAAUGAACAGAAUAAACAUAUACUCAUUUAAAUAGAGUAUAAUGUUUUUAUAUUACUUUGUAACGUGACUUCUUUAUUAAAGUAGGUUUCAAUAAAGUCGGUUACUUGGUGUACAACUAGUAUUUAUAUUUAUAUUUCAGAUAAAUCCUAUUGUUCAUAAUUUAGUUUUUUCUGCUGUAUUACAAUCUGUGUAGCAACAAGAAAAAUGCUAUAUGUUUGGUUUAAAAAGAUGCUGUGACAUAAAUAUUAACUUUUGUAAUUAUGUCAUAAUUACAAAAACUCAGUAUUUACCAGUGUUAUGUUAUAUUUGUAACAUUGUUGAACAUUGACUUGACAUUGGUUUACACACACAAACCCCCCCUUGCACUCUCUCACUAUGGCCCACCAGGGGGCGCUGCUGCAAAACUACAUAAUGACAUUCAUCUGUACCACUCUUUUUUUUUUUGUAAUAAGACACAUGCACAAGAAGCAAAUUAACAAGUUUGAUCCUGGAUAUCAGUGAGCUGCUGUAUGUGUGUGUGUGUGUAUAUGGUAAGGGGGAAUUUUAAGGCUAAAGCCUAUUAGAUAAGAGGAAAAGGUAAAGAUCAAAUUUGUCCGUAUCUGAGAAUUAGCGUAGAAUUUCCAGAUCAGCAUAAUGGACAUUGUGUUGUCAGCUGGGUUAGCGGCCGUGUUGUUUGUGCGUUUGCUGUUAGUAGAUUGUGUAAGUGUCAAUCAUGUGUAAAUCACCUCCCAUGUUUUUCCUCCUUGCUCCUUUGUCACAACGUCUUUCAAGACAUCAGACGUCAUGUAUAAAUAAGGACCAGUGGUUAAUGAUGUCUCUUAAUGUUCUGUAUUAGAGGUUUUGUUAACAUUUUUUUUCUUCUGUAGAGAAGAGUGAAUAAACCAGAACUCUUAUAGCAA